Arabidopsis thaliana (thale cress) is the source of this 2226-nucleotide messenger RNA. RefSeq names its product catalase 1 (gene CAT1). Gene Ontology annotation, cellular component: cytoplasm. Gene Ontology annotation, biological process: cellular response to sulfate starvation; response to oxidative stress; cellular response to phosphate starvation. The record is from RefSeq and is marked reviewed. Gene Ontology annotation, molecular function: catalase activity; heme binding. Lineage: Eukaryota; Viridiplantae; Streptophyta; Magnoliopsida; Brassicales; Brassicaceae. The coding region runs from base 177 to 1655 and encodes 492 amino acids. The transcript has 7 exons.
AACAAAGACAAAACACAUACGUGUUUUGGUGUUGAGCUAAAAUAAGAUAUUUUGGCUCUCGCUAUAAAAAAAAAAUCGACAACAGUGCAGACACACGCCGAUUUGCGAGAUACACACAGUCUCACCUAAAAAUCGCAAAAGAAGAAAAAUUCGGAUCAAAAUUGUCUUCAAGCAUCAUGGAUCCAUACAGGGUUCGUCCUUCAAGCGCUCAUGAUUCCCCUUUCUUCACUACAAACUCGGGUGCUCCUGUCUGGAACAACAACUCUUCUUUGACUGUCGGAACUCGAGGUCCAAUCCUUCUGGAGGACUAUCAUCUGCUUGAGAAACUCGCUAACUUUGACAGGGAGCGGAUUCCUGAGAGGGUUGUUCAUGCCAGGGGAGCCAGUGCUAAGGGUUUCUUUGAAGUCACUCAUGACAUUACCCAACUUACUUCUGCUGAUUUUCUUCGAGGACCUGGUGUUCAGACUCCUGUUAUCGUUCGUUUCUCAACUGUCAUCCAUGAGCGUGGCAGUCCCGAGACUCUCAGAGAUCCCCGUGGUUUUGCUGUUAAGUUUUACACCAGAGAGGGGAACUUUGAUCUUGUUGGGAACAACUUCCCUGUAUUCUUCGUCCGUGAUGGAAUGAAAUUCCCUGACAUGGUCCAUGCAUUGAAACCGAAUCCCAAGUCUCACAUUCAGGAGAACUGGAGGAUACUGGACUUCUUCUCCCACCACCCAGAGAGUUUGCACAUGUUUUCAUUUCUCUUUGAUGAUCUCGGUAUCCCACAGGACUACAGGCACAUGGAAGGCGCUGGGGUCAACACUUACAUGCUAAUCAACAAAGCUGGAAAAGCUCACUAUGUGAAAUUCCACUGGAAGCCGACUUGUGGGAUCAAAUGCCUGUCGGAUGAGGAAGCUAUCAGAGUUGGAGGAGCCAAUCACAGCCAUGCCACCAAAGAUCUCUAUGACUCGAUCGCAGCCGGGAACUAUCCGCAGUGGAAUCUCUUCGUUCAGGUGAUGGAUCCUGCCCAUGAAGACAAAUUUGACUUCGAUCCGCUUGAUGUCACAAAGAUCUGGCCUGAAGAUAUCUUGCCUUUACAACCUGUUGGUCGCUUGGUCUUGAACAAAAACAUCGACAACUUCUUUAAUGAGAACGAACAGAUUGCAUUCUGUCCUGCUCUUGUGGUUCCAGGCAUCCACUAUUCAGAUGAUAAGCUACUCCAGACCCGGAUCUUCUCCUACGCUGAUAGUCAGAGACACCGUCUUGGACCAAACUAUCUGCAACUACCUGUUAAUGCCCCUAAAUGUGCUCACCACAACAAUCACCAUGAUGGUUUUAUGAACUUCAUGCACAGGGAUGAGGAGGUCAAUUACUUCCCUUCAAGGUUGGAUCCAGUUCGCCAUGCCGAAAAAUACCCUACAACUCCUAUUGUCUGCUCUGGAAAUCGUGAGAAGUGCUUCAUCGGGAAGGAGAACAACUUCAAGCAACCAGGGGAGAGAUACCGGUCCUGGGAUUCAGACAGGCAAGAACGAUUCGUGAAGCGUUUUGUUGAAGCGCUUUCGGAGCCUCGUGUCACGCACGAAAUCCGCAGCAUUUGGAUCUCUUACUGGUCUCAGGCAGACAAAUCUCUGGGACAGAAACUAGCAACUCGUCUUAACGUGAGGCCAAACUUCUGAAUGAUAUCAUCUCUAAAGACUAAGUGAAAUCCUAUAAACUCAAUAUGCUCCUCUUACGGUUUGGUUUCUAAGUAAUCUCGUUUAUUGACAAUGAAACGCUUAAAGAAGGGUACUAGUUCCUGUUUGUAAUCUUCUUUUCAAAAUAUUAACGAUUAUUUUCUAAGGCAAAUAAAUAAAAAGCUAUGACUAAUAUAGCUUAGUAAACAAGUAUCACUAUCAUCCAUUUGGUUCUACUUUAAAAAUGGAUUUUUAUUUGUAUUUUAAUCUUCUGCAUCUAUGACGUGAGCUUAUAGUUGGAAUUUUAUUGGGGUCUAAUGUCAGACGCACGAUCUUGAUAAAAAAGUUUUAUGUCUGUCCAUAUUUUGAUAAAUUGGCAUAGUCAUCACUCAUCACGUCAGACCUUUUAAUUGGUCAAUCGUUAUGAUGCUACAUCGCAUUCAUAAUUUAUAAUUUACAUGUAAGUGGGGGUGGAGUAUUUGAUUAUUCCGCUGCUAGUGGAAAUGCAAAAAGAAUAAUGAGAGCAGACCAAUUUUAAUUAUGCUUAUACUUUGUUGCGCUUAACUUUUAAUCA